Molecule: messenger RNA, 1690 nt
Organism: Nothoprocta perdicaria
Lineage: Eukaryota; Metazoa; Chordata; Aves; Tinamiformes; Tinamidae
Gene: TMEM229B
Product: transmembrane protein 229B
Exons: 3
Coding region: 510-1013 (167 amino acids)
Source: RefSeq, a predicted model, not a curated record
AGGAUGAAAAAGAGACAGUCAUAAGGCUUACUUCAAAACUGGGAAAUGGUCAGGAAAACUGAAGAUGAGGCACCCUCUGGUAGCCCCAUCAAGGGUUAAGAGAGACGUCAGCUGAGACGGUAGCAGUGAAGAACCUUUAGCCAUUGGCUCCAGGGAGGUUGCUCAAUGUGUUUGCCGUGGCUGGGAUCCAAGAGAUCGAAAGGACAGUGAGGAACAGAAGGACUCCAACCAGAGGAGAGGCAGCUGCCAGAAGCUGCCCUGGGAUGAGGGGCAGAUAGAGGCACCUGCCUGGGAUCCUGAACAAGUCAGGCCUUCCACAGCCUGGAAGGCUGUCUGCUCGGCGUGUUAGCUGCUGGUCAAGUGCAUCUGGCCCGAAAACAGCAAGUGUCUGAAACAGCUUGGACCUGCCGGAGUCAACGUGCUCGAGCCACGGAUGCUGUAAGCUGGGAGCCGACCGAAGAGUGGGAGAACUCCAGGAUUCCUCCCCAGAAAAGAGCGUGCGCGCAGGCAUGGCCGCGGCAGAGCCCCUGACCGCCUUCUCCCGCUGGUACCUCUACGCCAUCCACGGCUACUUCUGCGAGGUGAUGUUCACGGCCGCCUGGGAGUUCGUGGUCAACUUCAACUGGAAGUUCCCGGGGGUCACCAGCGUGUGGGCGCUCUUCAUUUACGGCACCUCCAUCCUCAUCGUGGAGAAGAUGUACCUGUAUCUCAAGGACAAGUGCAACAUUGUGGUGCGCUGCCUCAUUUACACCCUUUGGACCUAUCUCUGGGAGUUCACUACCGGCCUCAUUCUGCGCCAGUUCAACGCCUGCCCGUGGGACUAUUCCCAGUUUGAUUUUGACUUCAUGGGCCUCAUCACGCUGGAAUACGCCAUCCCCUGGUUUUGUGCUUCGUUCAUCAUGGAGCAGCUGGUGAUCAGAAACACCCUGCGCUUACGGUUUGACGAGACUGCUGAGCCGGGGGCCCCCACUGUCCCCGUUGCCUUGGCCAACGGCCACGUGAAGACUGACUGAGCAGUGACUCAGAGCCGCUCUUAGCAGCCGAGGGAGCCUACACCUCUACUACAGACUGUCAGCGCGGGCUUUCAGGGACUGCUCUUUCCUGUAUGAUAAGAUUCAUAAGCCCCAUUUUUUUUCUAAAGGGGGUAUGCAUGGGAUAUACCAGAAAAAAAAAAAUGGAACCAAUGGAUUUUCUAUGGAUUUUACUCUUUGGGCUCCAAGGACCAAUGUCAGCUACUUGUUAGUUAGGUUAUUUCUGAUUUUAAAUUAUUACAGAUGAAAGCAGUUCUUUCGCUUACAUGUAUGUGGAGAGAGAAGAAAAAAAUGCUACAGUGGAAAUGCAUACAAAAAUUUGAAAAAAGUUACUGGAUGGGCAUGGACAUGCCAGCUAAGGUAACGAUUGGCUUACUCUAUUAGGCAAUAUUCAGGUGCUUGCUUGCAACCAAUACCUCCCACAGGACCUGAGAUGCUGCAGGACCAAGGAAAAUCCACGUGCUGAUGAGAAGAGCCGGAGGAUGGCAGCGAGCUGGGGAGGUAGAUGGUGCUCCCCGUUACAGGUCCCCUUGGCCUCCCGCCAGGUUCUUGGUUUGCACCACAUGUAGUCUGGUGCUGGACAUCUUGCUGAAUUUAUACCAGUCUUGUACUUUUUGAAGUCUCUGACCUGAUGCUCACUAGAGAAGUCCCUUUUUUUU